Molecule: messenger RNA, 1361 nt
Organism: Cylicostephanus goldi
Lineage: Eukaryota; Metazoa; Nematoda; Chromadorea; Rhabditida; Strongylidae
Source: the annotation of a GenBank genome assembly
AUGACAGGCAGCAAGCUGCCAUCAACCAAAGUCAGCUCCACACAUGGCUGGCUAGCUCCUAAUUAUCUAUAUGCGCGCAAUAAUAACGCAUUUCCAGAAGCAUUAGAACUAAAGCUCGAAGAAGAACAGAGGAGAUUCCUCCAGCUUCAAACUGAAGAUGAUGAGCUCAAGCAGAUCUUGGAGAAAAAUUCACGAGAGCUAGAGGAACUAGAAUCCGCAGUAGCACAACUCAAUGCUGAUUUAGAGGUUCUGGAUCGUGAGUUGCAAGACUUGGAUGCUAAGAUUGCAGCUGAGAAUCAGCGUCAAAAUGAGAUAAAACUCGAACUCAAAGCUACGACGCAAGAAUUGGAACAGUAUAAGGCGCAGUGUGCACAAGCAGAGGAGGAACUCACUGGAUUGAAGGGAGACCUUGAGAAGGAGGAAGCCGAUGCAUCUGCGAAAUUAGCGAAUCUGGCGAAAGAUUACGAAGAUAAAGUGCAAGUUCUCACUGCCAAGAAGGAGAAUCAUAUGAAGGAAAUGGAAGAAACCAAACUCGAAAUUGCAAAAGCGGAAAAGAUUAGAGUCUUCCAAAAGACACAUCGCGACAACGCCAACACCAUCUCUGAGAAGCAGACGAAGUUAUCGGAGUUGCAAAACGAGCUGGAUGACCUGCGCAAGAGAAUCGAGGAGAAGAAUGAAAAGCAAGCGAAAGAUACGAAGUUAUCGGAGUUGCAAAACGAGCUGGAUGACUUGCGCAAGAGAAUCGAGGAGAAAAAUGAAAAGCAAGCGAAAGAUAAUGAAAGACUUUCGGAGCUUCGCCGCGAUGUCAGUGCUAAAAAAGAUGAUAUGAUUGCAAACAUUGAAAAUGCGAAGGUCCAGCUCGAGGGUUUGCAAGGGGAAGUGAUUCAGAAUGAAAAUGAAGCAAUAUUGCUUCAGAACAAGAACUAUGAAAUUGAAGGUGAAUUGCACCUUGCUAGACACCAGGUAGAAGUGGCAACUGAGAAACUGGCGAUAGCGAAGAAUGAAAAUGAAGCAGGAAUGCUUCAGAACAAAAACUAUGAAGUUGAAGGUGAAUUGCAUCUUGCUAGGCACCAGGUAGAAGUGGCAACGGAAAAAUUGGCCGUAGCAAAGAGCACUUUCAUCAUGAAACAAAUGCAGGAAGAGCAGGCGAAACAGAAUAGAGAUAAUGAAUGUCAGAGGAGGAGAGAGAAAAGGGAGCGGAAGAGACAUAAGGAGAAUGAGAACACAGUGAAAGAGAUGAAGAUACAAAGAGGCACUAGUACUGAAUUGAUGCGAAGCCGAUCAACUCUGAGGGAGACCCAAGAGAAAGUCCACGAUUCUCAACGCUUUGUUGAGCCUAAACGAGUUGGUUGGAUUUGAAA